Chenopodium quinoa (quinoa) is the source of this 3424-nucleotide messenger RNA. Its product is annotated as WD repeat-containing protein 20-like. Lineage: Eukaryota; Viridiplantae; Streptophyta; Magnoliopsida; Caryophyllales; Amaranthaceae. The transcript has 11 exons. The record is from RefSeq and is a predicted model, not a curated record. Bases 1501 to 3132 code for a protein of 543 amino acids. Gene Ontology annotation, molecular function: protein binding.
UUUAUUUUUUGGGGGCAAGAGUAUUUUGAAAAUUCAAAAGCUAACGAGCUUCCUAGGACGUUAGAUAAGAGAGUUAAAAGUGAAAAUACACAUAUCAAAUUAUCAAUACAUAAUUUUGUCAUUAUACCUUUGUUUCUUAUUAUAUACAACAAAUACUUCCUCCGUUACACAUUAUGUGCAACAAACUUUGUUCCACGUUUCCCAAGAUAAAAUUUGUUAAUAGGUGAUUAACAAAUUAAAGGGUUUGUGAUUAAGGGUGGGAGAGAGAAAGGGGGAAAAUUAAUCAGCCACCACUAUCCACCAGCAGCAACAAUGCAACAUCCAACCACGCCCACCACAUACCACCACCCACCAGCAGCAACCUCCACCACCACCCACACCCCGAAACCACCACCAUCCACAUCUACCCACACCCCGAAACCAUCACCAACCACCACCUCAUCCCGUAAUCACCAACCACCACCACCCCAUUCUGUCUCAUCACCAUAACCACCAAAACCCACUCCAAACAACACGCAUCAACACCGCAACUCGUAACCCAGUCACCACUGCCAAGAUUCGAAACUCCAACCCACCCAAAUCACAGACACAAACAAGAUCUGAAACCCCUCCAUAACCACCGAAAACUAACCUCAACCAACUCGCAGCCAAACAAAACCCGAUCAAUUUUUAGGGUUCAAUUUUGAGGAUGAUCGGCGGCUAUAAAAAAGGGGAAAAAGAGUCAGGCGACGACUUUGACGAAGGAAAAUAGGGCUAGUAUGACUCGAUCGGUGGUGGUUUUCGGAGAAGAAAAAAGAAAGAGAAGCGGCUUUUGGGUUAAGUGUGGCUGGUCGGAAAUUAUCUGGGAAUUUCAAGGCGGCAGCAAUGGAGUGGGAGUUCGAGGUUAUGGGUGGCCGGCUGGGUGGGGCAUUUUUGCCUGGAGGUGGGCUGGGGUCGUGGCAGAGAGAAAAGAGAAUGAGAAGUAGUUGUGGUUGUGGUGGUGAUGGUUGUUGUGGUGGUGGUGAUGGUUGUUGUGGUGGUGGUUGUUAUGGAGGUGAGUGAACAGUUGGUGAUGAUGGUGGUGGAUAGGUUGUGAGGGAGGAGAGAGAUUAAGAUUAGGGAUUUUAUCAUAAAUGAAUUAAUUUAGUUUAAUAUAAUAAAAACAUAUAAUCUUAUUAAUUUAAUGUGUGUUAUUGAACUUAAGUAAGGGCAUAUGGGUCAUUUUAUACAAAAAUAUUUACUAUAAGUGGAAAUUUUUACUUUUACUUUGUUGCACAUAAUGUGUAACUUCCAUUUUUGGAAAUUGUUGCACAUAAUGUGUAACGGAGGAAGUAAAUAUUUUAUGUCUCAUACCCGUAAGUAUUACUCUUUUGUUGCACAUACGACUAUACGAGUAAUAAGAAAAGAAGUAGUGAAGUACCCUCCGUAGUAUUUUUAUGUGUUUUUAUAUUUCCAAAGACAAAUAUGCCAUGAACAAAUGUUACACAAUUAGAUUCAUCUCCAAUUGUCGUCGCCGAAAGCAUGAGUAAUAGCAGCGCAACCACCAACAGCGCCACCGUCAAUGGCGGCGUAUCAUCUCCCGCCGGCGCCGGACUCAAAGCCUACUUCAAAACUCCCGAAGGCCGUUACACUCUUCAUUCCGAGAAGUCUCAUCCUUCCACUCUUCUCCAUUAUUCUCACGGCAAAACCGUCUCUCAGGUGACAUUAGCUAAUCUCAAGGAAAAAACAGCUUCAUCCACACCCACAUCAAGCUCAGGUUAUAGUGCAAGUAGUAGCGUAAGGUCAGCUGCUGCAAAGUUGUUAGGUUCGAAUAAUGGAGGGCGAGCUCUUAGUUUUGUAGGAGUUAAUGGAGCUAAUAAAGCUGUUGCUGCAGCUAUGAAAACUGCUACACUUGGAAGCUCUAGUAAUGGUAGCAGCUUGCCAAUCACCAAUUUUGAUGGUAAAGGAAUGUACAUAAUAUACAAUGUGGGAGACACUUUGUACAUUAGCGACCUAAAUUCACAGGAGAAGGAUCCCAUUAAAUCCAUACACUUUGCAAGCUCGAAUCCUGUUUGUCAUACCUUUAAUCCUGAAGCUAAGGAUGGCCAUGACUUACUGAUAGGGUUAAACUCUGGAGAUGUGUACACAGUUUCCUUGAGACAGCAGUUGCAAGAUAUUGGAAAGAAGCUUGUUGGAGCACAUCACUAUAACAAAGAUGGCUCCAUUAAUAACAGCCGGUGUACCAGUGUAGCAUGGGUUCCUCAAGUCAAUGGUUUCUUUGUUGUUGCUCAUGCUGAUGGAAAUGUGUAUGUGUAUGAGAAGGGAAAGGAUGCUACUGUUGAUCCAUCUUUCCCGCUCAUAAAGGAUCCGACUCAAUUUUCUAUUGCACAUGCAAAAUCUAGCAAGAGCAAUCCAAUUUCUAGAUGGCAUAUAUGUCAAGGUUCAAUCAAUAGAAUGACGUUCUCCGUUGAUGGCACUCAUUUGGCUGUUGUUGGGAGAGAUGGCUUUUUAAGAGUUUUUGACUACCAGAAAGAACUGCUAGUAUUUGGAGGAAAAAGUUAUUAUGGUGCUAUUCUCUGUUGUGCAUGGAGCAUGGAUGGUAAAUAUAUUUUGACUGGUGGUGAGGAUGAUCUAGUUCAAGUUUGGAGCAUGGAGGAUCGCAAGGUUAUAGCGUGGGGUGAGGGGCACAAUUCAUGGGUGAGUGGAGUUGCUUUUGAUCCAUAUUGGUCACCCCCAUCUUCAGAUAGGACUGGAGAAAAUGUGAUGUAUCGGUUUGGCUCUGUUGGUCAGGACACUCAAUUACUCUUAUGGGAUUUUUCGAUGGAUGAAAUUGUAGUGCCUCUUCGUCGUUGUCCACCAGGUGGUUCACCUACUUACAGCGCUGGAAGUCAAUCAGCACAAUGGGAUAGUGUGGUUCCAUUGGGCUCUUUACAGCCUGCUCCAAGUAUGCGAGAUGUCCCAAAGCUUUCUCCACUUGUUGCUCAUCGUGUGUAUACUGAUCCUUUGUCAGACUUGGUCUUCACAAAGCACUCCAUCCUUACAGCAUGCAGAGAGGGGCAUGUAAAAGUAUGGAAGAGACCUGUGUCUUCUGAAACCAUAUUAGGUGAUUCAGAAACUGCAAGGUCGAUAGAAAAGCACCCAAUACCAAGUACCAGUGGGUCUGACUGCAAAUGAUUGUAAGAGUGGGUAUUUUCCAAUUGCUUUUUUGAGUCUUAAUUCGCAGAUUUGAUGGUAGCCAUAUUUAUUAGGAUAUAAUUGGUGUAAUACACCGUCUAAGCUGGUGCCACAGGGUUUUUUUUUUUUUUUUUUUUUUUUUUGACAACUGGUAAACAAACAUAAAAGAGUGUCUCUUAAGUUCCCCUUCUAGCUCAAACAGCUAGGUCAUGGGCUUUCGAGACUCCACUACGCGAGACAUGACAACAGCAGAAAUAAUCAAAUUUUUCAAUCAACGAACAGAUUUCUUCCA